Messenger RNA from Amorphotheca resinae ATCC 22711, 803 nucleotides. RefSeq lists its product as hypothetical. NCBI's taxonomy places the organism in Eukaryota, Fungi, Ascomycota, Leotiomycetes, Helotiales, Amorphothecaceae. Gene Ontology annotation, cellular component: DASH complex. Bases 152 to 439 code for a protein of 95 amino acids. The transcript is spliced from 3 exons. The record is from RefSeq and is a predicted model, not a curated record. Gene Ontology annotation, biological process: attachment of spindle microtubules to kinetochore.
CCACCUCCUCCACCUCCACCUCUACCACGCAAGGCAAGGCAAUACGAUCAUCUCCUGCACAUACAUACAUACAUAUACAAUCCCCGCCCAUCAAUUGCUCACCCACGAAGAACCUGACAACUAUAUUGCGAACUCCUCGCACACCCACAACAUGACGACGCGCAUCCCUACCACCAGCGGCCCCCGCCUCUCCACCGCACCCAGCAGUAUCAAACCACGACAACUAUCCCAUCUACACGCCCAACUAGCCCAGCUCUCAGCCAACCUCGCCGAUCUCGAGAACUUGCUUCGGAUGACUAGCGUCCAGGCCGAGUCUAUCCGUGGCUUGGGCGCUUUCCAUGGCGGUUUGUUCAUGGCAGCGAGUAAAGUACUAGGCGAGGAGACGAUAGCUGGACAGGCGAACGCGCAGCAGCAGCAACAGAGAGGAGGGGAAACAUGAUUGUUGUGAGAGGAAAUAAGGAGCGCAUACAUAUGAUAUACAUGACCCGACCGUCUGGACGUCCUUGUAUUCAUAUAAUAACGGAUCGCGGACGAGGGGAGGAGCUCAGCUCGGAUCCGUUUGUGAACGUCGAGGCGGAUGUGGGGGGGAUAAGAGACCGGAAUAUUCGUUCUCUGACUGGAUCUUAAGAUUAUGAAGCUGUGGGGAGGGGGGAAUUGGGUGGAUAGGGGGGAUGUGUGGGUUUACUAUUUCUGGGGAAAUAGAUACCUUAGAUUAUAUCAUCUCUUGUCUUUGAUCUAUCUAUAAUCUUCAGCUACCGUUCAGCAGUUGGGGGGUUGAGAGAGGAAUGAAUGGUUUUGCUGCA